This is a messenger RNA of Amborella trichopoda, 4038 nucleotides long. RefSeq lists its product as uncharacterized. The record is from RefSeq and is a predicted model, not a curated record. Gene Ontology annotation, molecular function: manganese ion transmembrane transporter activity. Gene Ontology annotation, biological process: intracellular manganese ion homeostasis. Lineage: Eukaryota; Viridiplantae; Streptophyta; Magnoliopsida; Amborellales; Amborellaceae.
GUUUUUCGACGAAAUUUCGGUGAUUUUCGUUGAGUUUAAGUUUGGAAACGAACUGAUCGAGAUUGAACUGUUUAAUUUAAUGGCAUGCAAUCGCACCAAUAAAUGUUCAGUUCUGGAGCUUCUCGUUAUUUAAUGUAAAAGAUGCUAAUUAAGUUUAUGAGAAGUCUAGGCGAAAUUUCGGUGAUUUUAGUUGAGUUUUGGCUUAGAAAUUGGAAAUGAGAGAGUUAUCUGAAAUUUCAAUGGAUUUCGUUUGGUUAAGUUGUGGAAUUUGGAAUGCCCAGACUUCAAUUAUCUAGUAUUCAAUUUUUUUAAAAUAAUAUAUUUUGUUGUGAACAAUAUUUUAUAAAUAUUAUAAUUUUUUAAUACUGAAGAUCUUAGUUCACAGGAUGGCGACUACUACUGAACAAGAUUUAGUUCACAUUAUUAUUCAAUAUCAUUCUUAAAAUAUUUGACCCUCUCUCUAGAUGGGUUGUUUUCGCCUUGGAUUCUCUCUCUGUAGAUGGGUUAUUUAGCUGUUGAUUAAACUGCCGAUAAAUUCUGCAAUCGACGGUUGAUAUUGGGUUUCAUUGCUGUCAAAAUGCAAAUUUCCUCUGCACUUAGUGGCUGAUGAAUGGCUAAGAAUUUGUUGUUUAUCCCCGAAUAACUGGGGAAUCCGCCAUUUUUCCGGAGAAACAAAAUUGUCUUGUACUUGAUGAUACCUUAGUAAAAGAAAAUGAAAAAUAAAAUAAAGAAAUGGUGAUUAUGAGAGCUACCUCUGAAUUAAACUAUUCGUAGUGCACAUUAUCAUAUGAAAGUGUAAUCAAUUGUAUUUAAACUCAAGUGGGUGUCUCUGUUUUUUGUGGGUUUCAAUUGGGGUGGUGGAGAAUUGGUGUUAAAUUCUCUCCUUUUGCCCAUUUGCUGGCUCUCCAAAUUUUUCUUCUCGUUUUUGUACUCCUUUUCUUUGAAUAACUGAGAAAAGCAUUUGAUUCAAAGGCAAUGGAGACUUUAGGGGAGGUUGGUUUGGUGCUUGAAGAAGAAGAAUCAGAGUCAUUGAUUCGAAAAUCGAGGGUUCGAGCUACUUCAAAUGGUUUGGAUGCUAAUGGUGAGAAUGGUUCAAUUGAUAUUGAUGGGGAUAAAGCUCAAGGAGAUUCAGCGGAGCAUAACGGAGACACUCUUGGAGUUUCAGUUGAAGUUAAUGGAGAUGUUCAUGGAGGAGCUGGUUCUGAACCAACUGUUUAUGAACCGAUUGUUUACUUGGAUAACACUGAACGCAUGUGGAAGUGUCGACUUUGCAUAUGGACACAUCAAUUGGAAAUUCCUGCUGUAGAUCAUAGACACAAUAACAAAGGGUGCUUCCUGGGGUGGAAGAAUUCAAAAGCAUUACUUGACCAAAGAUUAUGUUUCAGUUCACAAGUUAAAGAAGGUGCUCCAGUGACUAAUGAAUUUAUUGAAACAAAACCUGGAAAUUUAGAAUCCUCUACCAAUACAAAAUUGAAAGAAUUGGCUGAUGCAAAUGAUACUCUUGGCGGUGACAGUUGGAAAGCAAAUGGAUCAGAUUCCCCGGGUACUUUGGCCUCUGCCGAGUAUAGGAAAGAAGGAUUAACAGAAGUUCAGAAUGGUACACUACAUACAUAUAUUGCUGGAGUUCUAGGGAGUGAAGAAAUGGAUUUGGAGAGGGUAUUAAAGGAGCAGGAGACGCAUGAUUUAUUUUGUCCAAACUGUAAGUCUUGUAUAACCAGAAGAGUUGUCCUUCGUAAAAGGAAGCGUUAUGUUCCUCUUGCAAAUGACAUACAGCAACAAAGAAAGAAACAAGAAACUGAUUUUACUGAGGCUAGUACUGAGAGUAGAGAGCAUGAGGAUGUGCAAACAGAGGCAUUCAGAUGUUUAUCUUGUUUAUGCAUUUUCAUUCGUACAGCAACGGGUCUCGAGUUUUUCUCUCGAUUAUUUCAUGCUGGAAAUGAGAAUACAAGAUUGCAAAGUCCAUCACAAAUACAACAGAGAGAUCAUGCUAGUGCUGAAAACGAUAACUCACAUUGUUUCUCCUUCUUGGGUAAAUGGCGGCAGGACGGAAUGACUGGAACUGUGUCAGGUAAACAUGGAACUCCAGCAGUUGUAAAAACAAAGGAACCAGAUGUGGGGAUUCAGGCCAUGCCUACGGAUAGUGCCUCAUACAAGAUGGGAACUUCUUGUCGGGAUGUUCAGGCUAAUUUAGACAGAAAUUUUGAACAUGCUCCUCCACAAAUUGCACAAGAAACAGAUGGACUCUCUUAUCACAAGUCUAGAGGUGAAGACGUAAAAUCUACUGUAGAAGCAUCCUUUGAGAAAGAAGAAAUCCACGAGUCAAGUAUGACAAAAAAAUCCUUUGAGAAAGAAGAAAUCUAUGACUCAAGUUUAUUGAGUCUGACCAAUGGGGAGCAUAGGGAACCACUUUUAAGAGAAACAAUACCACACACAAAAUCUCCAACUGAAUCUCCAUUUUCAGAAGCUCCAAAUGUUAGUUGGAGCAACACAAGUCACCAUCCUCAUAAAGCGGAAACAGAAUCCAAUAAUCGGAAGGAAAAUGAGGAGGCUAAUGCCACUAAUAGAGAAAUGUCAAGUUCAACGCCUGUCAAGGGUAACUCUACUUCAAAUGCUGAACUAGCAACUAGAAGUCAAGUCCAAAAGGGAAUGUCUCAUACGACUGAUCCAAAUCUCAAGGACAAAGGCUUCAAAGAUACAUUUUACAAUUGCUUUCCUUACUCUUUUCCUUUGUUUUGGUCGGCUGGGCAUGCUGAAAGAACAGGAGAGCUGGAGAAACCACUUCUUAUAGGAAAGACAGUAAAUUUAAAAUCCCAAUCUCAAUCCCAACUAGUUUUAGAAAGUCCAGAUGUCAUUGAGACCAGUACAAGCCAUCUUCUUGAAGUUGAAGAACAUAGAUUGGAGAUAACUCCAUCACCUGGAAGCCAAUUGAUAGCCUCUGGCGUAGGUAUCCACAUUCAAGGUCAGAAAAUUCAACCUGCCAAACCAAGAGAAGAGCCAAGUGUGUCAGUUCCAGGACAAUUAAAAGGUUCAGUUCUACAAACUACAGUAGGAGUUGGCACCCACAACUUACCACAAGGGACUAGUUAUCAUGAAUGGGAAAUCUUGAAAAGCAUUGUAUAUGGAGGGUUAGCUGAAUCAAUUACCAGCCUUGCUAUUAUUUCUUCUGCAGCUGGUGGUGAUGCAAGUACAUUGACAAUUGUGGCUAUGGGGUUCGCAAAUUUAAUUACUGGUCUGUUCAUAAUGGCUAAUGAUCUUGUUGAGUUACGCAAAACUCCAAGUAAAUUUGCUGAGACAGUUGGCCAUCCAGAGAGGUUUGGGUUCCAUGUAUUUAUAACAUUUCUAUCAUACAUUGUGUUCGGGUUGGUGGCUCCCAUCACAUAUGGCUUCUCCUUUAGAGAGAGCGAUGACAAAGACAAAAAGCUUAUUGCGAUGUCAGCCGCCUCUCUCCUCUGCAUAAUUUUGCUUGCCAUGGCAAAGGCAAAGGUCACCUCAAAGUCUUAUAUCAAGACAACUUUGCAGUAUGUUGCCAUAGGAGUGGGAGCUUCAGGUCUCUCCUAUGUGACUGGAAAGUAUGUUAGGAAACUCUUGGAGAAGUUGGGCUGGAUUACUGACUCUAAUAGUCCUAGCUCUCUCUAUGGAAUAGUUGGAAAGGGCUCUUCUUUUUCUAGGAUGCUUGGCAGGAAAGCUUCUAGAGAUGCUUAUUUGUAUUACUAAGACUAGUAGCCGUAGUUCCUCUCCCUAGAAUGAUCUCCAGGGAAGAGCUCUCCUCCCUCUAGAAUACUUGGAAGUGAUGGGAAACAUGGAUAACUUAAAGAGAUGCGGGCAGUUGUGUUUGAGAGCUCAUACUCCUGGUUCGGAACCAUUUUUUAGAUCUCAAAGUCAGAUGAAAUAAAUGGAUAAACUGAAUUCAGUGUAGAGUUGUUUUUGUUUUUACUUUUUCUGAGAGCUAUCCUUUGUGUGCUUGAGUUUUAAGGGACAAGUGGGGUAUUAUAUUAUUGUAUUUCUUUUGUAUCAAGGAAAGAGAGCUUCCAACUUUUU